Molecule: messenger RNA, 915 nt
Organism: Gossypium raimondii (Peruvian cotton)
Lineage: Eukaryota; Viridiplantae; Streptophyta; Magnoliopsida; Malvales; Malvaceae
Exons: 6
Coding region: 113-700 (195 amino acids)
Biological process (GO): RNA processing
Cellular component (GO): nuclear exosome (RNase complex); cytoplasm
Molecular function (GO): RNA binding
Source: RefSeq, a predicted model, not a curated record
UUUAUUUAUCAACAAGACUAUAGGUAAGCGAAAGGCAGCCUCCGACCAAGAAGGAAGCAGCAAGCAAGGGCAGAGUUUGGGCUCAAUUCAUUGCAGAAAUAAAAAAUAAAAAAUGGAAGAAGCAGAUGAGAUGGUAACGCCAGGAGAGGUAUUAGGAAGAGCCACUGAUCUGAAAGCAGGGAAAGGAGCGUACGCCGCCUCUCACAACAACACCAUCUACGCUUCCCUUACCGGCUUCCGCCGCAUCCAGGCCCCUCCUCCCGCUUCCCAUGACAAGAGACCAACUGUGGAGGUAACUGGUCACAAAGCCCAUGGUCCUGUUCCAGAACCCGGUUCGGUUGUCAUUGCCCGAGUUACUAAGGUGAUGGCUAGGACAGCAUCAGCUGAUAUAAUGUGUGUUGGUCCGAAAUCUGUGAGAGAAAAAUUCACUGGUAUAAUUAGGCAACAGGAUGUUAGAGCUACUGAAAUUGACAAAGUGGAUAUGCAUUUGUCAUUUCGUCCUGGCGAUAUUGUCAGAGCAGUAGUGCUGUCUCUUGGAGAUGCACGGGCUUAUUACCUAUCCACGGCUAAGAACGAAUUAGGCAUCGUGUCUGCUGAAAGCUCAGCUGGUGCAACAAUGGUUCCGAUAAGUUGGACUGAGAUGCAGUGCCCAUUGACUGGCCAAAUCGAGCUAAGGAAGGUGGCGAAGGUCGUUAACUAACCCAACUGAUACCAAGCUAAGCUAGUAACAGCCUCAAAUGUACUCAAUUUCAAGUUUUGGCUAUUUGAGAAACAUGGUUUUAGGCAAUUUUGUAUCACAAAGCCCUUCCCUCCCUUAUAUGUACCCAUAUUUUCAGGUUUUAACUUUCUUGUUCCAUUUUGUAAAACUAUAUAUUGGUGGAGAAUUUGAAACAUGUUUUCUUUGUGUUUGACUUA